UCCAUCCUUUGGAAAGAGGGGAAGGGAGGGGGCCGCGUCUCUCUUUCCUUCCUUAAUCUGCCCCUUGCAGGAGCGCCGCAGGCCGCUCCCGUUUGGACUUUUGUCCUGAUGGGCGAGCUUCGCCCCUAAAGUUACUCAGAGAAGUCGGAGCGAGAGGUCGGCCGGCGGGGGAGGAGGCGAGGAGGAAGGAGAAAAGUUUUCACUCACUUUUCUGCUUCUUCUUCUUCUUCUCCUCGGAGGAGGAGGGAGAGCCCCUCCCAGCUCAAGAGAGGGAGCGAGAGAGAGAGAGAGAGAGAGCGCGAGGAGAUAGGGAUGCUACCGCUUGCAACAGGCAGGAGCAGCGGCAGUCGGGCUGAGUAACACGUCCCCAGGAGACGAGCAGGAGCCACACGUGAUGUGUCUCCUCCGGAGGGCGAGCGAGGGCCAGAGGCGCUGCUGAGCGGGCAGGGGGGCGCGCGGCUCCGGAGGGGUCCCUAACUCGGCGCAUCUUCCUCCUUCGGGGAGCAGAGGAGGAGGAGGAAGGGAAGUUAUUGCAGAUGAACUUUGCACAUCCAUAGAAACGCCAUUUUGAAUUUGAUUCCUCCCCCCCCACCCCUCUCCUCCUCCCUCCCUCCGGAACAAACUUCUGCUUCUUUGGAUAAUUUCGAAGUUUUUCCCCCCAUCUCCGUUUGGGGACCCCUCCCGUCGGUUUCUUCGGUUUUGUUUUCCUCCCCCCGCCCCCGUUCCCGUGCCUCCUCCUCUUCUUCAUCACUUCCAGCUUUUCCAUCAUGGCUCGAGUCAAGCAGCCCAGCUCGGAAGAAGUCAAACGCAGUGUUGUCCCGGUGCCCCAUCAGCACUAAUACCGAAGCGACACUACCAGUCAGUGACGACCACCAGAAUCCCAUUUGCAUCAUUGCUUGGAAAGCAAGGAUAGAUCCAUGCUUUUAAAGUGUUAACCGGUGCUGCUGAGGAAAAAAGACUCCGGAUCUAGAUGGCGCUAAGCCUGCCACACUGACACAGGAGAGCAGCAAGCAAGGAGGGGACAGCUCACUGGACAGUGUCAGAAGAAGAGCAAUGAAGAGAACAAACCUGGAAUCUUGAGCAGUUCUGCAGCAACGUCACGGUUAUCCAACUGUUGAAGGCACGGAUUUCUCCUCUGUUGACACCAUAAUGGCAGCUGUCAUGAGCUUGGGGAAGAUGCCCGGAAAUGGCACGGUGUCUCCAAACACUAAAUCCCCAACAAAAUCUCUUACUCCUAAUCGGAUUGGCCGUAGAAACCAGGAAACAAAAGAUGAGAAGUCUUCCUAUAUAUGUCCUCUGUGUGAAAAGAUUUGCACUACUCAGCAUCAGCUGACCAUGCAUAUUCGUCAGCACAACACUGACACUGGAGGGACAGACCAUUCCUGCAGCAUCUGUGGAAAGUCUUUGAGCUCAGCAAGCUCCCUGGAUCGCCACAUGCUUGUGCAUUCAGGGGAAAGGCCUUAUAAAUGCUCGGUGUGUGAUCAGUCGUUCACUACCAAUGGAAACAUGCACAGACACAUGAAAAUCCACGAGAAGGAUCCGAAUGGCGCCACGACGGCAACGCCUCCCUCCCCACUGAAGCGCCGACGGUUGUCCGCCAAACGGAAACUCAGUCAAGAGCCUGAGACGGACAGGGAGGACCAAAGCCCCGCCAAAAAGGUUGUGGAGGACUCACAAAGUGGCGACGCUGAGAAGAAAGCGGAGGAGGAAGUGUACCGUUGUCCAGUGUGUUUCAAGGAAUUUUCUUGCAAGUAUGGGCUCGAAACCCACAUGGAGGCACACCCAGAUACUUCUCUGAGGUGUGACAUCUGUUGUAUUACCUUUCGCACCCACCGGGGCUUGUUGCGGCAUAAUGCAGUCAUUCACAAACAGAUUCCACGAGACCCAUCAGGAAAGCCUUUUAUUCAGAACAACCCCUCAAUUCCAGCAGGCUUCCAUGACUUGGGAUUCACAGACUUCUCUUGUAGGAAAUUUCCUCGCAUCUCGCAGGUCUGGUGUGAAACCAACCUUCGGAGAUGCAUCAGUGAGUUCCACCGAUACGUCUGUGAGACGUGCAACAAGGCCUUCCCCAUGCGGUCUGCACUCAGACUGCACAUGGAGACCCACCCAGCAAGUCAGGGCAAAGAGAAGCACAACCCGCAGUCGGAGGAUGGAGACCUGAAAGCUUACAUGGCAUCCUUGGGACUGCAACACACCAAAGACAUCCAGCCCAUCAAGCAGGAGGAGCUGGUGCCAGACGAGGUCCAAGAAACACAGCUAAGGACAUUGAAAUGUAACCUACCUCAGGAACCUGGUAGUGCUAAUCAGAUGAACAUGUCCCCUCUGGAGGCGGCUUCUGUAGGUGGGCCUUUUUCGGUCCUUCCCCCUACAAAAGAGAAUCUGAAGCUCCUGUCACUACCGCCUUACCAGAAAAGCUUCAUCAUUCAGCCUGACAACAGCAUCAUAGUCAAGCCCACCUCUGAGCUAGCCGAUAUCCAGCAGAUCUUAAAGAUGGCUUCUUCUGCAACCCCCCAGAUCAGCCUCCCACCCCUUUCUAAGGCACCUCUUGUUGGUGCGCACACUGUUUUCAAGCAUAUGCCAUCACUGAAGCCAAAGCCCUUGGUAGCCCCCCGGACGGUGGUCGCAACCUCAACGCCUCCUCCGCUGGUCAAUACGCAGCAGGCUUCUCCUGGGUGCAUCAGCCCAAGCCUUCCUCCAGUGCCACCCAGGCUGAUCAAAACCUCUGAAGAAUCAACCUCGAACUCCUACAGCAAAUCCGGAUCCAAGCUUAGCCUUUCUCCCCAGACGGAGCCUCUGAGCCAGCAUGAAAUGAAAACUCAGUUGGAGCAAGACAGCAUCAUGGAGGCCUUUCUGCCUUUGACGAUGGAAGCAAAAAUCAAGCAGGAGGUGACGGAGCGAGACCUCAAAGCGAUGAUCUCCGGGGCGGCGAACAAGAAGACCCCAGCCAUGAGGAAAGUCUUGUAUCCGUGCCGGUUUUGUGACCAGGUGUUUGCUUUCUCGGGCGUCUUGAGAGCUCACGUCCGCACCCACCUGGGCAUCUCCCCGUACCAGUGCAACAUCUGUGAUUACAUUGCAGCGGACAAGGCAGCUCUGAUCCGGCACUUGAGACACAGCGGGGAGAGGCCGUACAUCUGCAAGAUCUGCCACUACCCUUUCACAGUGAAGGCCAACUGCGAAAGGCACCUGCGCAAGAAGCACCUCAAGAUUACCAGGAAGGAAAUAGAGAAGAGCAUCGAGUAUGUCACCAGCAAUGCGGCGGAGAUGGUGGACGCCUUCUGUUCCCCGGACACGGUUUGCAAGUUCUGCGGGGAGGACUUGAAGCAUUACCGGGCGCUCCGCAUUCACAUGAGGACGCACAGCGGCUGCCAGAAGAAGAAACCAUUCGAAUGCAAAGUGUGCGGGACCAGCUUCUUGGCCAAGCGAAACUGUGUCCAUCACGUCCUCAAGCAGCACUCGUACGUCCAAGAGACCGAGGUGGACAACUAUGUGCUGACGGUGGACUGCACUCUUUCAGAGAGCCAGCCGGGGACUCUGCUACUGGAAGACAGCACUUACAUGGACUGCAAGCCCAUGGCACCUUUUAGAGAACCUCAGAACGGCUUCUUAAUUGGCACCCCCUCUCACCCGCCGAUCAAACUUGAAACCACCAACAGCUUCCCUAUGGAUUUUGACGAACCUUUAGAUUUCUCGCAAAAGAACAAAAACCUGAACUCUGUGCUCGUGAAACAGGAAAAUCCGUUUGGUUCUUCUCUGUAUGACAGUUCUAUGGAGCCCAUAGACUUGUCGAUCCCCAAAGCUCCAAAUAAGGAAAAAGAGGAGAAUCCCAUCAGUGAGGAGGAGGAGGAGAAGAAGAAGAAGGAGUUCCUCAGUGGGAAAGGUGAGAAGCUCCAUAAUUUUCAGCCGUCUCCUGCCCCAGUGAAUGGAAACUUGGAAAGCCAAGUCCUCAGACAUUCCCAGCCAUUGAAGGGUCCGUUGCAUUUGACUCUCCCAAUCAUUUCUCCGGCCCUUCUGGGGAACUCUGCUUUGCUGCGCCCCUUGAGGCCUAAGCCCCCACCCCCGCUCUUGCCAAAGCCUGCCAGCACUAAAGAGCUGCCCCCCCUCGCUUCCAUUGCUCAGAUAAUUUCAUCUGUGUCUUCUGCUCCUGCGUUGCUAAAAACGGAGGUCGCAGACUCUUUUCCCCUGGCGGCCGGCGGCUCCACUGGGUCUGACAAAUCAGGGAGUUCCAAACCAAAAGCAACCAUUGCGACUGCUGUCGAGGCAGAUGCCGGCGUUUCCAGCGACUUGGCCCAAAGGGCGUGCAGUCCCGAGAGGCUACCAAAGCCGGCCUCUUCUGGAUCCAGGAAGAAAAGAGGCAGGAAGAAAGGCACGAGAAACAAGCCCAAAGGGAGCGGUGGCGUGGAUCUGGAGUCGAGCGGCGAGUUUGCGAGCAUCGAGAAGAUUCUGGCUACCACGGACACGAACAAGUUCAGCACGUUUCUGCAGUCGGCCCCAGACUUUAAACCAGCAGUUGACCGGAACGGAACCGGUGAGGAAGAGAGAGAAGCGGUCGAGGAUAAGGUACUGCGGGGGAAGAAGAAUGCCUACGCCAAUUGCGCCCAGAAGAUCAGCUGUCCUCAUUGUCCCAGAGUCUUUCCGUGGGCAAGCUCCUUACAGCGGCAUAUGCUGACUCACACAGACAGUCAGUCAGACCUGGAGAACGCAAGUGCAGGAAGUGAAGCGUUGGACUUGACCUCUGGAGAAAAAGACCAGCCAGAGGAGGCUGCUGAGCUUCCUGAACCUGAAGGCAGUCCCCACGAGGAGGACAAGGUCGACUCAUCCCGAGGAGAGGAAGAUGUACCGAUGAAAAUAAGCGAGGAUGAGGAGGGGCUGGAAGAAGACUCUGCCAGUAACAGAAGCCUGGACCUCAAUUUUGCUAGCAAGCUGAUGGACUUCAAGCUGGCUGAGAGUGACCAGAGCACAGGCAGCGGGGUUCAGACUGAACAGAGAUACAUCUGCAGCUUUUGUGGGAAAUCCUUCAAAUUUGCUAGCACACUCAACCGGCACAAAAAGGCCCAUGCACUAGAAGACAGGAGAGAUGAAAAGAACAGUGAGGAUGAAAGCAGAAAUGUUCAGGAUGAGGCCCAGGUACCUACUACAGAGGACCUUUCUCCUGAACCGGAAGAGCCGUCGAGUGACAUAAAGGUAGCCGAAUCUCCCACAGACGGCGAGGCUACGGGAAAGGAGAACGAAGAAAGCGAAAGCAUCUCGGAGGGGGAGAGCACGGAGAGGAAGUCUUCUGAGAAGAGUGACGACGACAGAAAGCCGAAAGCCAAUGGCGCGGCAAAGAAUGAGUCCAAGACCGACAAGAGAAAGAAGGUCUGUACAGUUUGCAACAAGAGAUUUUGGUCUCUGCAAGACUUGACAAGGCACAUGAGGUCCCAUACAGGGGAACGACCUUACAAAUGUCAAACCUGCGAACGGACCUUUACUCUGAAGCACAGCUUGGUUCGCCAUCAGCGUAUACAUCAGAAGGCAAAGAAUUCUCGGCAUCAUGGGAAGGAAAGUGACCGAGAGGACACCCACUCCAGGGGUGAUGAAGACAGUGAAAACGAGUCUCUCCAUAGCAGUACCAACCCCAUCUCUGAAAAUGAGUGUGACUCACUUGCGGGGCUUGGCGGCCAUUCACCCCUCACUCGAAGCCGGAAAGAGAGCCUCGCGAACGCUGCAAAGGAUUUCGCGUGCAAGGAUGACAGGCCUCACGUCAGAACCACUGGCCCCGGUUUUGCGGAGUCGAGCAAGAACGCACAGAAGCAAACGGCGAAAGAGCAGGAGUCUCGAGGGAAUGGCAACCACGACAGCUCGUCGGGAUUCAUACAGGAUUUGCUGGAGAUGCGCAACAAAAAAUCUUCCAUGAGUCACAUUCUUGCCUCUACAGAGAGCCCGCCUCAGCUCUUGGGAGUUGAGUGACAGUUAGGUAUCAGCCGCACCCCAGCAAGCUGGUCUGGCUCACAGAAUAAAAUGGAUGGCUCAAGGUUUUUUCAAAGAAAUUCCUCAAUGUUGAGUCAACCUGCUCUUGUCAUGCAGGAUGUUUGGGGCUGGGGUUGGGGGAAGAGGGAGAGACGGAAGAUGGCAGCCUGGAUUCAGUGCCAUAAGCCUUUCAGUAUAAAUAAUGCAAAAGACUACAGUUAUAUACUGAUAUGAGUGCCUUACUACUUUAUUAGGUCUUUUGGUAUCAUAGAUUUUUUUAAAAAAAACAAAAAAGAUGAUUUUUAAAAAAAAUAUAUUUUAAUGAAACUAUUUGGAGAGGAUCUUUUUCAUUUAAGCAUUAAUGUUACCUUUUUUGUAUUGAGGUGUGUGAGCUUGUUCUUGUAUAUCUGUGAUAGCCGCUGUGUGUGUUCUCUGAGCUGGAAACAAGGGGUCGGAGGGGCAGGGAAGCCCCUGGAAACAGCAGCCAAUAACUGGAAUAAAAUUUUAAGAAAUCCCCAAUAGAGGAACUAGGGAUAAAGGUGUUGAUUUGUUUUCCUCCUUUUCUUUAUUAGAUUUCUUUUAUAUUUGCUACAGGGGGGUGAGUUAAUCCAGUUCUGAGUAUUAAUAUGUUGAUUAAGGUAAUCAUACUUGGUCCAAGCCAAAAGCAGGAGAAACAAAAUAACAACCACAUAUUUUGCUUUCCACUCCCCUUGCAAUUAGCAAUGAUAAUGUUCUAGCUACUGUCAUUUUGAAAACGGCUCUCUCUGGCUAUUGUGGACUUUUGAGCAUACAGAAAGAGUUGCAUAGUGACUUAAGAAAACCUAUGGAAAUUAUGCACCAACUGUUAUAUAUGUUUGAUUUGUGCUUCAAUAUAUUAUUAUUAUUAUUAUUAUUUUUUAAUAUUUUAUAAAUGUUGUCGGUUUGCUAAUCUCUGCGUUCAGCAGAAACCAAUGGGCAAUAUUUGCCCACGGAGAUCUAUGACGCAGCUUGGAUUGCCUGCUUAAAUGUUUCUGACCUAACCUCUCACUGACUCUCCCUGGUGGGUUUGCAGCUUCUUCUACUGUAUUUGCGUGGAACCUUCUUCCUCGGGCAGAGGUGGCGAACCUAUGGCACUCCAGAUGUUCACGGACUACAGUUGCUGAUGGGAAUUGUAGUCCAUGAACAUCUGGAGUUCCAUAGGUUUGCCACCACUGGACUAGAGACUCAAAUGGAGGCCAUUUAAGCAAUGAUCAGGAAUGUGCUGGCGAUAGUUUCAAUUGUCACAGUUCAGUGUGAAUGGGUGGAAAGAGAGGGGCUGAGUGGUAGGAUGGGGUGACUCUCAGGGGGAGAAGGCUCACUGAAUGCACGUGGAAGGCCCUGCAAAUACAUUCAAGUUGAUGCUUGUUUGAAAUGGCAAUAGUUGCAUUUUUUUUACAUUGAUGAGCAAGAUGAUUCAGUCUUCCAGCUGAAAGAUGGAAAAGAAAAAUAAAUUUGAAAGCCUUAAAUGAUCUUGCAACCAUAAUGUGCUUUAAAGCAAGAAAAAAAUAUAUAUAUACUACUGGCAAUAAAAACUACAGAUAAUUCUUAGACAUGUCAGGUUGAUAGAAUAAACUUCCUUCUCAAGGUUUCUAGGGUUGAUGCUUAGAUUCUUGUGGGUUUUUCCUCCCUAAAUUUCCAAUGAUGGAAAUGCAUAUCUUGUUGCUGGCAACAGGAAAUGUGGUAAGCUGCUGAUAUUAAGGUGAUGAUCCGGAAGUCAGUUAAGCUGGUGUGCUGGAGGGAUAACUUGAAGUAUAUUAAUUACAAACAAACAAACAAACAAACAUGGAUUCAGUGGAAACUCAGUCUACCUAAAUGCAUUUAAGAUGGCUGCAUUGUUAAAUUCCUAUGUCACUGCUCAAGAUGCAAGUGCAAAACUAGGUCAAGAAACAGAAGGGCAUUAUAGGAGACUUAUAAACUUGUUUCGUGAGCCCUCCCAUGUCUUCUGCCAGUUUAUCUGAUUCUGUGCUCUCAUCUCUAAGAUGCAAGUACAGGGGAAAUGACACUGGAACACUGACCGUAAUUCGUUCACGGUGACUUCCUGUUUUCUCCUGUGAGGAAAGGAGCUUUUGGAAGGGCAGUGUUUUGUGACAGCCACAAUCUGUUGUAGAGCUUAAAACAGUUUGCCCCCUGAACUCUGGUUCAGACUGACUUGCGCAUCGGGCAUGGAUAUCCUUCUGCAGCAUCUGUAGCUUUUAGAAUGCUCAACAUAUGUAUCUUGUCCUUCAGUUUUGAGGGCAAACAAGUGGUAUUUCCGGAGCCCAACUAUGCUAUUUCUCUCAUUCAGGCCCCUGUGUAUAUCUUCCAAUGUUCUCAGAGCCAAUACCUCAGGUGAUUCUCCCAACCGAGCGCCAUUUGAACAAAUGGAACUUGUAUGGGGGAAAACUUAUCACACACCAUAUGUUCUCCUUCAAAAACGGAGGUUAAGUUUUUGUAUCCACUGUUUCCUGGAGGCCCAAAUCAGACAGCACAGGAAGAAGUUAAAAAUGCACCAUCCUGGAGUGAGAAAAUACUUCAUAUAAAAUUAAGGGGGGGGGGGGGGAGAAAUUCAGUUUAUAUUGGAAGAUGCAAAACCCAGCUUUGAAACCAUUUCUCCAGAAUAGUAAAAAAAAUCAGUACCAGUGAUUCCUUUAAAAAAAGAACACCCUUCUGCUGUGCGACUUUAAUCAAAGGCAGUUUGUGCAUCCCUUAAUUUUUAUUGCUAUUAUAUAAUUAUAUAAUUAUUAUUUGGGGGUGGGGGUACUUUUUGUUCUUGAUUUUAUUUUGCAAUUCUCCACACUAAACGGCGUCAUACUGUGGAGGAGAAGCCAUCAACUAAAUAAAGACUGGCAAACGCGUCCGCCUUCCCUCUCCCAGAUUGUAAGGGGCACUGAAAGACCCCUUGUGACCUGCUGGGUGCUUAAUUAUCUCCUGAGCAGGCGACAGCAUUUGUCUGUGUGUCACGUAGGGUUGGGGUGGGGGGUGCAGGCGGGUUUGACAAGCCUGAACUAAACUUUAUGCUGCAGGAAUAAUGUAGCAAGUAAAUUUCCCAGCAUUCUGCCGGGACAUCUGCUAGCAAUAAUCACUAUUGAUUUAAAGCUUUAUUUAGCCUUUAUCUAUAUCCUAGUAGAUUAUAAAAUCUUGCCACAUUUUAUUGAUGUUUUUGUUAGUUGCAUUUGAUGGAGGAAGAAAAAUCCUUGUUUGUGAUCCCCGCCCUCCCUCGCUGCCCUUGCUUACGUUCACGACUCCCUAUAUUAAACUGUGAAACUUGUAAUGUGUUUAAACUAUGGGUGAAUCUUAGGUAGGCUUAGGUCUUGCAUGUUCAGAUAAUUUGUCUCUCGCCAUUUUUGUUUCGUUUUUUUCUCCUCUUCUCUCAGGGCUUUUAAAAAGACAAACAAGCGUGGUUUUUUUUUUUCCUGAAAAUUUCUUCUCGGAUUUGCAAUCACUACAUUAAGCACUUGACUGUGAAAGCAUCAAAAGGAAAGGAAACCGGAUUACAAGCGGAGUGGAUGGUUGCAGCUAUGUUGAAAUAGCUGUUCUAGAGGUGGCUCUGUUGAUGUUUCAGUUGCAGCUUCUGAAUGAUUCAGAAUUCCCCUCCCCCUGUUUACCCGAAUACUUCCAUUGCCCCCAUAGCACUCACUGGAAUGCCUCCUGGUCCGGUGAUCAGCCUGUGUGUGUGUUGUUACCCGCUUUGUUGGGUUUUUUUCGUGGAACUGUGGUGUAGGGGGUGAGUAGGAACGAGGAUGGAGCAAGCGUUGCAUCAAAUCCUCUAGCCUUUCGAAUUAAUUACGGAGGGGGAAAGAGCUGGAAAUGACAUAAUGAACCCUUACCUCCUUGGUAUAAUAAAUCCAUGCCUAUGUUUUUUUUCCAGUCCCCGUAAAACAGGUGUCCAACUCUGGUGCUUCAGAUGUUCAUGGACUGCAAUUCCCAUCAGCUGAUGGGAAUUGUAGUCCAUGAACCUCUGAAAUGCCAGAGUUGGACACCCUGCUGUAAAAUGUCAUAUUGCUUUUGAGGAGCCAAAGUAUCCAUGGUAAGCGCCCUUUGGUAUCUGUCUACACUGGUAGUAGAAUUGUUACCAGAAUUGGGAGGGAGGCUCUCUCUCCUUUUCUCUACUCAAGAAGGAAGUUUGAUCCUAAACUUUUCAGCCCCUGCAAGGAAACAACAAUUAGUAUGUAGAAUUUAUAUGUAUAAAUAUUUUUUUUCUAAAGGGAACUUUAUAAAACUGCUGCUACAAGUUGUGUACAAGACUGGUUUAUGCCACAUGAACAGAGAAUCACACAUUUUUGUUUGGGUACUUCUGCUCCUCCUCUUAUUCAGUUGUAUGUUACUUCCAAAUUCAAAAUGAUGAAAAUAAUGCUGUUCUGUAUAAAACAAUCUACGCAAUAAAAUGUUAUAUUUAAAAAAUAA
This is a messenger RNA of Sphaerodactylus townsendi, 10347 nucleotides long. It is a transcript of the gene RREB1, whose product is annotated as ras responsive element binding protein 1. Gene Ontology annotation, molecular function: DNA-binding transcription activator activity, RNA polymerase II-specific; RNA polymerase II cis-regulatory region sequence-specific DNA binding. The record is from RefSeq and is a predicted model, not a curated record. Gene Ontology annotation, cellular component: nucleus. NCBI's taxonomy places the organism in Eukaryota, Metazoa, Chordata, Lepidosauria, Squamata, Sphaerodactylidae. Gene Ontology annotation, biological process: regulation of transcription by RNA polymerase II.